This is a messenger RNA of Actinia tenebrosa (Australian red waratah sea anemone), 1238 nucleotides long. Its product is annotated as sideroflexin-2. Gene Ontology annotation, cellular component: mitochondrial inner membrane. NCBI's taxonomy places the organism in Eukaryota, Metazoa, Cnidaria, Anthozoa, Actiniaria, Actiniidae. Gene Ontology annotation, biological process: monoatomic ion transport; serine import into mitochondrion. Gene Ontology annotation, molecular function: monoatomic ion transmembrane transporter activity. The record is from RefSeq and is a predicted model, not a curated record.
CGUUGAACGGGCGGGUGAUAUGGGGCUCUCUAGUGUCUGGUUCCAUUGAUCGUGGAAGGCGGCUCAGAAGCCAAGUAAAACAUUGUUCUAACACUGUUCUAGGGAGUAGAAUGACUAGCUAAGACCUAAUGAGGUAGCUUCUUUAGUUAUUGCUAUAAAACUAAUUAAGUUAAGAUGGGUGAAAGACUCAACCUAGAUGCGCCGAGAUGGGACCAAUCAACAUUCAGUGGGAGAUUCAAGCACUUUUUUGCUAUUACUGAUUGGACAAAAGGCUUCAAGACUAAUAAAGAACUUGACGAUGCAAAACAAAUAGUUGAAGAUUACAAACAAGGCAAAGAAAGGCCUGGACUCUCUGUUGAAGAUAUAUGGAAUGCUAAACACUUGACUGACUCUGYAUUCCACCCAGAUAGUGGUGAAAGAAUGAAUGUUAUUGGGCGCAUGACGUUUCAGGUGCCUGGGGGAAUGGCUAUAACUGGUGCAAUGCUCCAGUGGUAUAGAACAGUCCCAGCUGUGGUGUUUUGGCAGUGGGUCAACCAGUCUUUCAAUGCUCUAGUUAACUAUACCAACAGAAAUGCAAAGUCUGAGAUUACUGGAAAGCAAAUAGGCAUUGCAUAUGUGUCAGCCACUACCAGUGCUGUUGCUGCAUCUGUGGGACUCAAUAGCCUAAUAAAGACAGCGCCACCAAUCAUAGCUCGUUAUGUUCCAUUUGUUGCUGUUGCAGCUGCUAAUUGUGUCAAUAUUCCUUUGAUGAGACAAAGGGAGUUAAUUAAUGGGAUUAUGGUGUUUGACAAGGAUGGAAAUCCUAUUGGUCAAUCAAAAAAGGCUGCUAAAAAAGGCAUAGCGCAGGUUGUUAUAUCAAGAAUAGCCAUGGCAGCUCCAGGAAUGACAAUCCUUCCCAUUAUCAUGGAAAAGUUGGAAAGAUAUCACUUCAUGCAGAGGAUUCGUUUUCUACAUGGACCAUUUCAGAUGUUAAUGGUUGGGGCUAGUUUGACGUUUAUGGUGCCAGUUGCUUGCUCAAUCUUCCCACAAAGAUGUUCAUUGAAGGUUCAACAUCUAGAGCCAGAACUUCAAGAGAAAAUAAGAAGGAUGGGAGGACCAGCCAUUGAUAAGGUGUACUUCAACAAGGGACUAUAAUUAUACUGUAAUCAAUCUGUCUUGGGUGUACAGACCAGCAGCAGAUUCAAAUCAAUUGCCAAUAAGUAUGCUAAUGAAAAUAAAAUGAGUGGAAUAUUGCAUCA